Messenger RNA from Dichomitus squalens LYAD-421 SS1, 948 nucleotides. RefSeq names its product TPR-like protein. Gene Ontology annotation, molecular function: protein binding. Bases 137 to 799 code for a protein of 220 amino acids. NCBI's taxonomy places the organism in Eukaryota, Fungi, Basidiomycota, Agaricomycetes, Polyporales, Polyporaceae. The transcript is spliced from 7 exons. The record is from RefSeq and is a predicted model, not a curated record.
GCAUCUGUGCACGCGGCCCAACGCAAGGCCUCGCGGUAUAUAACCUUCUCUACUAACUCACACCACACCAGGUCGUCCCGUCACUCCUCGUGCACCCCUCCAUCUCCCUUCACCAAACUUCUAGAGAACGCGAAUUAUGGCCGAAAUCACCGAGCAACCCGAAGAGCAGCAGCAGCAAACGACGACGGGCGAGCAGACCGCGGCGCCCUCGAACCUAUCUGCGGGCGGCGACAUCGGGGAGAAGUUCAACGUGGCGAAGGAGAAGAAGGCGGCGGGAGACGAGGCGUUCAAGAGCAAUGAUCUCGUAGGAGCGUUGAGGUAUUACCACCAAGCUCUCUUGUACCUGAAGGGUCUCGACAAGAACGCGACGCAAAAGGCGCUAGGGCAGCCCGUGCCCCCGCCCCCGCCAAUCGAGGCUGUGAACCAGGCGGCGGAGGAGAAGCAGCGGACGGAGGUGGAGUUCCUCUCGGAGAAGAUCUACUCGAACAUGUCGCAGGUGCACCUGAAGAGGGGGAACUGGCGGCGGGCGAUCGAGACGGCGGACGAGGCGCUGCGGCACAACAAGAAGAACUACAAGGCGCUGUUCCGGAAGGCGCGGGCGCUGAAGGAGCAGGGCUACUUUGAGAAGGCGGAGAAGAUCCUCGAGGAGCUGAUCAAGGACGGGGACCCCAACGACAGGGAGGCGUGCGAGGAGGAGCUCGCGAGCGUGCGCGCGAAGGAUAAGGCGGUCACUGUGAAGCACGACCAGAAGAUGAAGGGAUUCCUGAACAAGGAGAAGAUAGACCUGAGCAAGGAUUGAGACUGUCGCGCCAGUGGUCGUGCUUGUACUAUCGCCGCCUGAUUUGCUUCGUGUUUCCGAUUGCUAUUUUGUUACUGUUGCUCGGAUAUGCUGCUGUAUCACCAGUUCCCUCUGCUCACACCUAUCGCAAUGUACGAAUCCAUUACGCG